Molecule: messenger RNA, 1964 nt
Organism: Clarias gariepinus (North African catfish)
Lineage: Eukaryota; Metazoa; Chordata; Actinopteri; Siluriformes; Clariidae
Gene: traip
Product: TRAF-interacting protein
Exons: 15
Coding region: 251-1609 (452 amino acids)
Source: RefSeq, a predicted model, not a curated record
UGUACAGGGUUCUUUACCCAUGAGGCCAAAACUGUUUUAGGUAUAGCAGAUGUUUUGCCGCAGUGACGCGGCUAUCUGAGAGUCGCGUUUUGAUGACGUAAAUACGCAAGGAGGCGGAGACAGUACGUUUGAAGCGAGCGCGCGACACGGAAGACAAAACAGAAACACACGAAAUGAUGAAUAGAUUCGAAUAAAGUCGUUUUUUUGUGUAACAGCGGAAUCAUUAAAGUCAAUCUCGGGCUGCUCCAUCAUGCCUAUCCGUGCGUACUGCACGAUCUGCUCGGACUACUUCGACCACACCAGAGACGUGGCAGCGAUACACUGCGGUCACACGUUCCACUACGCAUGUCUUCUUCAGUGGUUCCAGUCGGCUCCCACGAAGACGUGUCCCCAGUGCAGGAAACAGGUCAGCACGAGACACAUCAUCAGUAAGCUGUUUUUUGACAUCGCGCCCGAUGAAGAGGGAUCCGCCGCCGACCCCGAGAGCCUACAGAACGAGCUGGACAGGAUGAAAGUAGUUUUAUGUGAAAAAGAGAGAGACUGGAGAGAGAAACAGAAAGCGACGGAGACACUGAAGGAGACGAUCGAGAAGCAGAGGGCCGACCUGGAGCGAGUGAGGAGAGAGAUCGGAGAGAAGGAGAUGCUCUGCACCACUCUGAGAAAGCAGAUGCAGUAUCUGGAGAGUCAGCAGAGGGAGAGCGACGCGGCUAAAGAGGAGGCUAAGAGGCUGCGCGUCAAAAUGAAAACAUACGAAAGCCUGGGCGUGGUGCUGCAGGGUCAGAGGGCUGAGGUGGAGGCCAUGAUCUCAGACAUGGGCGUGGGCCAGUCGGCUGUGGAGCAGCUCUCCAUCUACUGCAUCUCGCUGAAAAAAGAGUAUGAGAGUCUGAGAGGGAGCCUGCGGAGCUCCAACGAGACGUGUGAGAAGCUCAAGAGGGAGCUCUUCUCCUCUAAUAACAAGUUGCAGAAAGCUACACUAGAGAUGAACCGAGUGAAGGAUGACAUGAAGGCACUUCAGAACGACCUCAGCAACUCAGAUAAAGAGAUCACAAGUCUGAAGAAGAAAGUGGAGAUCCUCCAGAAGACCCUGAGCACUCCCACACGCACCAACGAGGCCAUCAGCCGUCUCGUGUUCGAGAGCCCCGCCCCUGUCGAGCUCAAGUGCCCACGCCUGCACCGGCCCUCGGACAGCCAGGACAUCGACCUCAACAUGACCUUUGACAUCACCACACCCGAGCAGGUGGAGAAGAAACCCGCGGCCAACCCCUCCAAGAAGAUGCUCCUCGAUCCGGCAACGACGUCGUCGAAACCUUGCGAGAACACGUUCAGGGGUAAGAUCUCGCACCACCCCAAAGACGACGAGGAGCCCGUGUUCAGGAACUCGCUGCUGUUUAGGAAGAAGAUGUUCGGCAGCAUGCUCGACCCACAGAGCAAAUCUGGAGCUGUCAGGACAGGCUACGAUGGACUCGGGGGACGAACCAAAUUCAUCCAGCCUUCUCCGCUGGCUGAGAUCCGGCCGCUCGUCAUGAGGGCGAAGCGCAAGAAAGUGUCGAGGCCUCCGCCGAGCAAACUCGCCCCCAGCCUCACCACGCUGGACGGCUUCCUGGAGUGACCUCUGACCCCACGGAGAGAGAGAGAGAGAGAGAAACUCAUCACCUGACGUUUCAUGUGGACUUGAGACUGAAACUGACGAGAGCGUGCUGGAGUUUUAUUAUAAACGGGUUAUAUUUAUUUUUGAUGUGUUUUUUUUAAAUAAUUGUGUAGAUUUCCUGUCAGAUCUUUUAUCUGUGCAUUUGUUUUUGUUCGUGUUCUUUUACUCUCUUGAAUGUGUGUACAUUUUCGAGUCAUAGUUAAUCCGGCUGUAGAGUGAGACUUAAUAAAACUGUAGUUUACUUGUUUUCUAUGCUCUGUUUUAAGCGGUUUUAUGAUUUCUUGGUGCAUCAUAUAAUAUAAUGUAGAUAAAAUGU